CACUGGGAAGGAGGGAGGGGCCUCGCUCCAAGAUGGCGGCCGUCCUGGGCAGCGGGGAGGUCUGUUCCAAGAUGGCGGCGCAGGCGAGCCGGCUAGUGCGGACUCGGGGCGUCCGGUUUUACAACGCGAGGCCGCUGAGGCGGCAGCUGGGCGGCGUGUACCGACCGGACCCUGCCGACCCCAAGACGCCGGCCUGGCAGCUGACGGGCGCCUACGAGACCAAGCUGUUCGGGCGGUAUGGGGCGGCCUCCGGGGUGGACCCGGCCCGGCUCUGGCCCUCGCCCGCGCAGCUGAAGGAGAUGGAGGAGGACGAGAGGGCCUGGUGCCCGUCCCUGAGGGACAUGGUGGAGCGCCUCGACGCCAAGGAGCGCGAGGCCGACGCCAAGGCGCGAGAAAGAGAAGAGCUCAUUGCUUCAAAAAUGGCCAAAAUGCCCCAGAUGAUAGCAGAGUGGCAGCAGGAGAAGGCUCUGAAAAAAGCAAAGGAGCUGGAAGAGAAAGAGCGGCGACAGCGCCUUCUGGCUGAGGCCCGUGAACGAUUUGGCUACAACGUGGACCACCGCAGCCCCCAGUUUCAAGAGAUGAUGCAAGAGAUGGAGAAAACUAGACGGAAGGAACAGAAGCUGCUGAAGAAGAAGCGCAGAGAAGAGUCCUUGGUCAAAAGAGCAAUGGAAGGAGCAGCGGUUGCCUCUGUUCCCACCAAACAUGAGGAGGUUGCUACUACAGAGGUCCCGCACCACCAGGUUGCACAGACUACUGACUCUUCCUGAAAUAAAUGUAGCCUCCAGGCAUUACUUUAGCUUAACAGUCCAACAUGAUUCCCAGAGGCCCAGAGGACACUGACUUAAGGCCAGCUUCCAGAUGUUCUGCAAGGGUGGGACCUGCUGACAUAGUCAAUACUCAGGAUCUUUUGACUAUCCAACUCUGGUCAAAUAAGAGGUUUGAGUUCCGACACCAUCUCCACUAAUGAUAUUGGAUGUCUUUUCUGCCAGUGGAUUCUAAGAAGCCUUGAUGAUAAUUGCUGCUGCUGACUACAUUUGAUUGCAUUUACAAGCUGGCUAAUGUGUUGUAUUCAGUCAAAUAAACAAACUUGGAAUAUUAA
Molecule: messenger RNA, 1099 nt
Organism: Anolis sagrei ordinatus
Lineage: Eukaryota; Metazoa; Chordata; Lepidosauria; Squamata; Anolidae
Gene: GADD45GIP1
Product: GADD45G interacting protein 1
Cellular component (GO): mitochondrion; nucleus
Source: RefSeq, a predicted model, not a curated record